Messenger RNA from Amblyraja radiata (thorny skate), 1902 nucleotides. Its product is annotated as protein polyglycylase TTLL10-like. Gene Ontology annotation, molecular function: protein-glycine ligase activity, elongating. Bases 1 to 1902 code for a protein of 633 amino acids. NCBI's taxonomy places the organism in Eukaryota, Metazoa, Chordata, Chondrichthyes, Rajiformes, Rajidae. The transcript is spliced from 11 exons. The record is from RefSeq and is a predicted model, not a curated record. Gene Ontology annotation, biological process: protein polyglycylation.
AUGUUCUUCAGUGACUGGUGCAGGGACAAUUGGUUCCCUCAACCUCCCCCAGCAGUCUUCGCCAAACCUCCUCUCAUCUUGCGUCCUGUAAUGAAUCCAUUACAAACCAUUUCCUCCGUCUCCCGUCAUUGCUGCUUCGACGAUGCAUUGGUGCUUCUGGAAUACAACAGUCCACACGUGAAAGGUGUCGUGAGUCCCAAGGUACUCAAACCCAGGAAGGAGGAUGACAAGCCCGUCUUCUAUGUCUCAGGAACAAAUGGGACUGACCUAGUUGUCGGCUUUUGUGAGGACCAGGGUUGGAGGCGAAUCAGUGAUAAUACCCGAUGUGACUACUUUUUAAAAUGGAGUGAAAUUAAUGUGGCGGCCAACUUCCAAAGCUUCCAAGAAGGUAAGCAGCUUUUAAACCAGAUCCCAAACAACAGGCUAUUGACCACCAAAGUUGGCCUCUGUUCCAUCCUAAAGAGCUACCAGCAGGCUGUAGCCAAAUAUGGAUCCAUUGUGCACCCAAAGAUCUUGAAGAUGGAAGAUUUUUUUCCUGAAACAUAUCGCAUGGAUGUGAAAAGUGAACGUUUGGCUUUCUUUGAAAUUAUGGGAGAUGCAUCCAUUUGGAUUUCAAAACCUGGCGGAUCAAACCUGGGUCGAGGAAUCUUCCUUCUGAAGAGUCAUGCUGACUUGUUGGACUUUCGUAAGAAGGUGGAAAGCCUGGAGCAGAAUGGUCACAACAAGACGACCUACUGUAGUCUACCCUUCAACAGAAUUGUGCAAAGGUACGUGAAGAGACCUCUGCUGCUGGAAGGGCGGAAGUUUGAUAUUCGCUCCUACUUCCUGAUCGCCUGCACUUCCCCCUACAUGGUCUUCUUCUGUCACGGUUACGUGAAGUUGUCCUGUAACAAAUACGACCCCUACUCCGAUGAUCUGACAAGUCACCUGACCAACCAGGCCAUCCAGAAAAAGCAUGCCAGGUACAGUGAGAUGAAGGAGGACACAGUCUGGUCCAUGGAACACCUGAACACCUACAUAAAUGAGAACUACAUGGAAGCAAGGUGUCUACCGAAGAACUGGGUCUUCACUGUCUUUGCAAAGAGAAUGCAGCAAAUCAUCAUGCAGUGUUUCUCUGCUGCCAAGGGGAAAUUGGAAUGCAAACUGGGCUACUUCGACCUACUGGGCUGCGACUUUAUCAUUGAUUACAACUUCAAGGUGUGGUUGUUGGAGGUGAAUGCGAACCCAUCUCUCCAGAGACACUGUGCCGUUCUCAGAGUAGUCAUCCCUGAAGUGGUCUACGAAGCACUAGAGUUAGUGCUUGAGAUAUUCAGGAAAUCCAGCAGAGGAUUGGAUGUCGUGCCCCUCCAGUCGCAGAAAGAGUUUGUCUUGUUGUUCAACGGUAGUCGUCAGGGAAGGCUUCCGAGGGCCUUGCGGGGAGGCGCGGAAAGAAACGCGUCCCUCGCUGGCCUCAAGCAGCCCCCGUAUUUCAUGAAACAAGCUGCAAACAAGCCCAUGAGGAAGCUGCCUCCUUCGUCAGACUCCGUGGACGCUCCAGCAAAGGUACUGCGGAGCACAGUGUCUCUGCUCUCCUACAACAAGCUACCAGCCAUCCAUCUCACUCCCAGCCUCUGCACCGUCAGAACCAGCCAUCAAACUGAAGCCUCUGCACACACUCAGGACCAGCUCAGAGCCAGCAAAGAUUUGGAAUCAUUUAAAACAAUGGCAUGUGCCGGACAAUUAAAACCUCUAUGCACUAAAACCCCUCUCAUCAACUCACAGCAUUACCCUCGACUGCAGGGCAAUACCUUCAUGAUCAAUAGUGCCUUCCAACCAGCCCACAUCAGUAAGAUGACAGCAAGACCACCCGAGAUAAAGGCAAGGCCCAAGGAGAAGCAAACUCCUUCGGGAGAACCAGCUUAA